GAGGUCCGUCCUGCAGGGGGCGGGGUCUGGGCCCGGAGCCGACUUCCGAUACGGGGUUUCCGGGGCUGGGCCAUCCCGUGGGCACGCCCGCGGGUGGUUCUCGCGUGUCCGCCUCUCCCGUGUCCGCCUCUCCCGUGUCCGGACCGGUGAGUUGCAGUCCUCUCUCGGGCUUGACUGCCUUUCCCGCCCCGACCGGUUCUGGUCUGGGGCCGCGACCCUGUGCUGGAUGCGGGGCCCACGAGCGUGGCGGGACUGCUGACCCUCGGGUCACGGAGCGCGUGGUGCCCGACCGGGAGUUGCAGGGACCCCGGCGCAUCGGACGGAUCUCCGCGAGCCGCCUGACGCAGCGAGGGCCGUGCCCGCCGCGGCCACACCCCCAGUCUCGACUUUGCCCUGGCUGUUGGCAGGCUCGCAUACACUGGAGGCGUGUGGCUCCUGAGAGGUGGCCCUGCCCCGGAGUGCUUGUCUCGUGCCUUUGCGGCUGGACGAGAUCUUCAGUUCCCAGAAGAGCUGGAGCAUCUUCUUUGGACCUAGGUGGGGAAAGAAGAGCUGGCUGUGACCUUUUCCCUGUCCUGGAGGCCCCCAGCUUUGAGCUGAAUGGCAGCACCCCCGCUGGGCCGUCUGGUGCUGACCCACCUUCUGGUAGCCCUCUUUGGCAUGGGCUCAUGGGCAGCCAUCAACGGGAUCUGGGUGGAGCUGCCUGUUGUGGUGAAAGACCUUCCAGAGGGAUGGAGUCUCCCCUCGUACCUCUCUGUGCUCGUGGCACUGGGAAACCUGGGCCUGCUGGUGGUGACCCUGUGGAGGCGGCUGGCCCCGGGCAAGGGCGAGCGGGCCCCCAUCCAGGUGGUGCAGGCGCUGAGUGUGGUGGGCACAGCCCUGCUGGCCCCACUGUGGCAACACCUGACAGUGAUGGCAGGACAGGUGCACUCUGUGGCCUUCCUGGCCCUGACCUUUGUGUUGGCGCUGGCCUGCUGCGCCUCCAACGUCACUUAUCUGCCCUUCCUGAGCCGCUUGCCGCCUCCCUUCUUGCGUUCCUUCUUCCUGGGUCAGGGCCUCAGUGCCCUGCUGCCCUGUGUGCUGGCCCUAGGACAGGGUGUGGGCCGCCUCGAGUGCCCGCCGGCUCCCGCCAACGGCACCCCAGGCCCCCCCCUGGACUUCCCAGAGCGUUUUUCUGCCAGCGCCUUCUUUGGGGCCUUGACUGCCCUACUGGUCAUUUCAGCUGCCGCCUUCCAGGGCCUCCUGCUGUUGUUACCAUCACUGGUAUCUAUCCCCACAGAGGGCUCAGGGACUGGCCUGCGGGGGGGCGCCCCAGGAGUGGAGGAGGAGGAAGAGGAAGAGGCCUCGCCGCUGCAAGAGCCACCUAGUCAGGCAGCAGGCAACACCCCCAGCCCAGACCCUGCAGCCCAUCGGCUGCUCUCCGCCCGUGGCGCCUGCCUGCUGGGCCUGCUGGCCACCACCAGUGCUCUGACCAACGGCGUGUUGCCUGCCGUGCAGAGCUACUCGAGCUUGCCCUAUGGGCGCUUGGCCUACCACUUGGCUGUGGUGCUGGGAAGUGCCUCCAACCCCCUCGCCUGCUUCCUGGCCAUGGGCAUUCUAUGCAGGUCCCUGGCAGGGCUGGGUGGUCUCUCUCUGCUUGGCACACUCUUUGGGGCCUACCUGAUGGCACUGGCAAUCCUGAGCCCCUGCCCACCCCUGGUGGGCACCUCUGCAGGGAUGGUCCUUGUGGUGGUGUUGUGGGCUCUGUGUCUGGGCGUGUUCUCAUACGUGAAGGUGGCUACCAGCUCCCUGCUGCAUGGGGGCGGCCCGCCGGCAUUGUUGGCAGCUGGCGUGGCCAUCCAGGUGGGCUCCCUGCUCGGUGCUGUCACCAUGUUCCCGCCCACCAGCAUCUACCGCGUGUUCCAGAGCAGGAAGGACUGUGUGGACCCCUGUGGACCCUGAGUCGGGGCGGGGACUUCACUCCACCCCACCCCCACCCCCGCGUCUUCGGGUUGGGGCUGCCGCAGUGCCUGUCUGCCCACGGCCCCGGGAGGCCCGGCCCACACGUGGCCAGUCCGGGACCCCUGCACACUCCACGGGAGAGCCUGGGGCACAGGGCAGGCUCAGAGCCAGGGCCCGGCCGGGGACUCUGUGCAGUUUGUACAAUAAAGCACUUGGCUUCCGUCAUUGGAUUCAAUCCCG
This is a messenger RNA of Sus scrofa (pig), 2178 nucleotides long. It is a transcript of the gene SLC52A2, whose product is annotated as solute carrier family 52 member 2. Gene Ontology annotation, cellular component: plasma membrane. Gene Ontology annotation, molecular function: riboflavin transmembrane transporter activity. Gene Ontology annotation, biological process: riboflavin transport. The record is from RefSeq and is a predicted model, not a curated record. Lineage: Eukaryota; Metazoa; Chordata; Mammalia; Artiodactyla; Suidae.